This is a messenger RNA of Alligator sinensis (Chinese alligator), 973 nucleotides long. RefSeq names its product eppin-like. The record is from RefSeq and is a predicted model, not a curated record. The transcript has 5 exons. NCBI's taxonomy places the organism in Eukaryota, Metazoa, Chordata, Crocodylia, Alligatoridae. Gene Ontology annotation, molecular function: serine-type endopeptidase inhibitor activity. Gene Ontology annotation, cellular component: extracellular region. Bases 1 to 678 code for a protein of 225 amino acids.
AUGGCCAGGGCACUGGAGCUUGGCAGGAGCCUGCAGGGCACCGUGCAUCACGUCCCCUCCAGAGCCAGCUCCACCCCGAGCGCAGGGUUUAAAUCCAGCCGGGGCGGCUGGGGGAGCUCAGACCUGGCUCCCGGCAGCACCAUGAAGCCAGCAGGCACCGUCCUCCUCCUGGGGCUCCUGGCCCUCAGGGCAGAGCUGCAGACUGUGCCCAGGGAGAAGCCCGGCGUCUGCCCCUCCUCAGCACCCGGCGCUCUGGAUCCCUGCUUCUUCCCCUGCUCCAGUGAUUACAGCUGCCCGGGGAGUCAGAAGUGCUGCCUCAUCCCCUGCGGCUAUGCCUGCCUCGACCCCCUGCCCGCACCCAGGGACAUCUGCAGGCUCCCCCCAGACCCAGGUCCCUGCCCUGAGGCCAUCCCACGCUGGUUCUACCACUGGCCAUCCCGGCGCUGCAGGAGGUUUGAGUACGGCAGCUGCUCCGGCAAUGCCAACAACUUUGAGACCAAACGCAAGUGUCUCUGGGCUUGUGCAAGCCACGGGCGCAGGGCCGCCUGCCCAGAGCCGCAGGGAGUGGGGCUGUGCGUGGAGCUGUGCGGGGCCGGCGGGGCUUGCGGGGAAGGAGAGAAGUGCUGCAGUAACGGCUGCGGGCACCAGUGCAUGAGAGUGACAGGAGGGCCCCCCUAAGUGCCCGGACCACCUGGGAUGGGCGGCUUCAGCACAAGAUGCCUCGCCAGGACCGGACCCAGCCCCCGGAGCACCCCCGCCCGGCCCCUGUGCGUCUCCAGCUGCUGCUUGGCUCCCUGGUGACCCAUGGGAAGGGGCGGUGCAAAUCACUGGAGGGGCCUGAGCAAGCCCCCUGCCAUGACACCCCUUCCCUGGGGAGCGGGGUCCCCCGAGGGUGCGAGUGGGGGAAGGGGCAGGAGCUGAGGCUCUGGCCAUGGGUCCCUGGGCCCCUCCUUUUCCCAAUAAACACUGAUGG